GUGACAUUGACAUGUGACUGUAGCAUCUAUCUCUUUCAGCUUUCCUUGUUUAAUAUUGCACCCACAAAAGAUGGAAUGCAUCGACAGGACCCAAUCUCUUCACUAUCUUUUCCACUCUCUUUCAGAAACCAGGUUCCCCAUCGGGGCCAAUGAAUGUUACCCUAGAUUUUCUUUUUGACUGUGGAUCUUGGCUCCAAUUCCCCCAUCCUCUCUUAAAAGAUCAGAGAUAGCCAGUACUACAGGCCACUCUUGCUAUCAAAAAAACCCUAACCUUGAUUUAUUCUGAAACCACACUCUUCCUUUUGAUAAUAUGAACCUUGAUGAGAAAGUUGGCAUGGACUUGGUUCCACAAUCCGAGCAUCUUUGCUAUGUCCGAUGCAACUUCUGCAACACUGUUCUUGCGGUUGGGAUCCCUUGCAAAAGGUUGCUGGACACCGUGACAGUGAAAUGCGGUCAUUGCAGUAACCUCUCCUUUCUCAGCACUAGGCCUCCACUGCAAGGUCAAUGCCUCGAUCCACAAACCAGCCUCACUCUCCAGGAGAAGCAGAGUUUCUGCGGUGAUUUCAGGAAGGGUACUCAGUCUUCAUCGCCAUCCUCAUCAACAUCAAGCGAGCCAUCAUCCCCUAAAGCACCUUUUGUUGUAAAACCUCCUGAGAAGAAACACAGGCUCCCAUCUGCUUACAAUCGGUUUAUGAAAGAGGAGAUACAGCGCAUUAAAGCAGCAAAUCCUGAGAUACCCCAUCGAGAAGCUUUCAGUGCAGCAGCUAAAAAUUGGGCCAGGUACAUCCCAAAUUCACCAGCAGCAUCAUCAGCUUCGGCAAGCAGCAGAAAUGUAAGGAAACAAGAUACUAUUAUGAUUAAUGAAGUGAUAAUACAUGAAAGUGCAACAAAAACAAAGCUGAGAGACAGCCCGGGGAUUUGGAGAAUGACUACUAGCAAAAAUUUAGAUUGUGUAAAGUGUGAUCUAGCAAUUUACUUUGCCACUUUGAUGAGCAAGGAUUUUAGAUUCGACAAUGAAGAAGAUCUGCUUAUAUUAAGAGAAAAUCUCAGGCUGCUUUCAAUGGCAUUAUCAAUAUAUGAGCAGUUAAAUACAUUAAGGAAUCAUUUUCUGCAAACAGCCAAUUUGGUCUCUACGACCCCAAAUCACUAUUUAAAUUCAAUAACUUAUCCUAUGAAAAGCAGUGCACCCAAUGAUUUUUCAAGUCAAAUAUCAAAGCUGCAAAAGACAUGCAUUUGA
Messenger RNA from Durio zibethinus, 1237 nucleotides. The record is from RefSeq and is a predicted model, not a curated record. Lineage: Eukaryota; Viridiplantae; Streptophyta; Magnoliopsida; Malvales; Malvaceae.